This is a messenger RNA of Nerophis ophidion (straightnose pipefish), 4489 nucleotides long. It is a transcript of the gene gpa33b, whose product is annotated as glycoprotein A33 (transmembrane), paralog b. The transcript has 7 exons. The coding region runs from base 78 to 1538 and encodes 486 amino acids. The record is from RefSeq and is a predicted model, not a curated record. Lineage: Eukaryota; Metazoa; Chordata; Actinopteri; Syngnathiformes; Syngnathidae. Gene Ontology annotation, cellular component: plasma membrane.
CCCACAAGGUAAGGCGGGCUUUUCUUCCUACCGACCAAGGACGACAUUUUCAUCAGGUUUUGGUUUUGAAUUCAACAAUGGCAGCAACAAGCAUGCGGCUUGGAUGGCAGAAUCUACUUCUUGUACUUACAGUGCUUCCCAGCUGCAGGAGUUUGCAGGUUUCGAUCCCACAGGAGGAAUACGAGGCCGUAAAUGGAGAAGAUAUUACUAUGAUCUGUUCCUUCAUUCCGGCCAAACCCGACUUCAAAUUGUUGGUUCUCACAUGGGAAGCGUAUCCAGACGACAUUGAGGAGCCAAUGAAAACCGUGGCCACCUUUUUUUUAAACAACCCAGUGGACAUCUCCCCCGCAUAUGAAGGUCGAGCAACUCUGGAAGUGGACGUUGCCAGACAACAAAGCACACUUCACUUAACAAAGCUGACCGUGAAGGACAGUCGUAACUUCCAGUGCAGCGUUAGGAUUCCCAAUGAUGACGAAGGAACUACUGCUGCCUCCACCUCCCUUCUAGUGCUAGUGGCUCCCUCUGCGCCCCUGUGCAGGCUCCAGGGUACAGCAGAGUACUGGCACAACAUCAACCUCACUUGUGUGUCUGAGGAAGGCUCCCCAAAACCGAGCUAUGCAUGGAAGAGCUACAAUGUGGAAAACCGACCAAGACCGUACCCACCCAAAACCACUGAGAAAAAUGGAGUGUUGUCACUUUUCAAUAUUUCAAGAGAGACAUCUGGCUUCUUUAUUUGUGCUUCGACUAAUCGAGUUGGCUCUGCCAGCUGCAACUUCACCUUGGCCGUGAUGCCUGCUAGCUCAAACAUGGGAGCGACGGCAGGUAUAAUCGGAGGUGUCCUUGCCGGAUUGCUAGUUCUUGGAAUCGUUGUCUACUGCUUCUGCAAGAAAAGAGGCAAAAAAGAUAAGAAUGCUAAAGGAGAAAUGGAAUUUUCCGACAAAGACGCUGCUGAAGCUGUGAGGCAGUACCGUGACGAAGAGUCCAGUGGCGUGACCGAGAAAGCCGAAUACAAAGAUGCUGUUCCUCAAAAUACAGAAGAUCAGCAUAGUGGUAACAAUAUCGAAAGAGAAAACAACAGUGGCGACGGCGCUCAGCGUUAUCAGGAUCCCCACCGCGGCAGUCGCGAUCACCUUGACGAAAAACAUUCCGAAGUCCGGAAAGAGUACGGCGGGAGUAGCGAUCCCGUCGAUGAGCAGCUCGAUCGUAACGGUCGCGGCGGGCCUCGAGAACACCUCGACAAUCGCGGUGAGUACAGGGGUAGUCGCGACAGGCUCGACGAUCAGCGCGAACGCUACGGCGGAAGUCGCGACAGGCUCGACGAUCGGCGCGAACACUACAGCGGAAGUCGCGACAGGCUCGACGAGCAGCGUAAUCGCCACAGUCGGGACAGGCUGGACGACCAGCGCGAUCGUUACGGCGGCAGCCGGGACUGCCUUGAAGAACGUAACCAGUACAGGGGAAGUCGCGAUAGGCUCGACGAACCCCGCGAUCGCUAUGGUGGAAGUCGGGAUCGCCUUGAUGACACCUACGACUGCUAGCUUACGUUAUUAGAUUGAUGAUAGUGGUGACGCCGGUUUUGUACGUGCCUCGGUCUCAAGGUCACAGUUCGGUCUGUUUAUGGGAACUAACUGCAAAACAUACAACUGCUUAACUUUAAUGAUUUGUGACGAUUGCAACAGUAAUAGAGAGUGAUUAUUUUAUUUUUAGUAAAUUAAAGUUUUUAUUGGCUGUUACAUCACCAUGGGAACGCAUGACUGGACUGAUACAGUCUUUUCAAAUUUAAAGUGUUAUCUUUUACAGAAGAUUCAAUUGUUGGUUAAACUGAAUUCUCCACAAUUUUCACACAACCAAAAUGAGACGUCAUGGCAAAGUCUGCCUCAUUAGUAAUGAGCCUGCCUUCAAACAUUUAUAUUACAAACGUAUCAUAGAUUUAACAAUUUGGAUGUAGGUUGCGAUCAGGAGACAUCGUUGCGGUUCGGGAACCCCUCUGAGAUAUUUGUGUUUAAAUAAAUGAUAAAUGGGUUGUACUUGUAUAGCGCUUUUCUACCUUCAAGGUACUCAAAGCGCUUUUACACUACUUCCACAUUUACCCAUUCACACACUGAUGGAGGGAGCUGCCAUGCAAGGCGCUAAGCAGCACCCAUCAGGAGCAAGGGUGAAGUGUCUUGCUCAGGACACGACGGACGUGAUGAGGUUGGUAGUAGGUGGGGAUUGAACCAGGGACCCUCGGGUUGCGCACAGCCACUCUCCCACUGCGCCACGCCGUCCCUGUUUAAGGGCUAUACAAAUAAAUUGUGAUCGAUUGAUUGGUCAAUGACUUUACGCAAAAGGUUUUGUGACAGGUCUCCUGCCGUCAUCGUGUGGGUAGCAAGGACCAACGAUGCAAGACGCAUGGUAGCAGGUUUGACUCUCGUUUAUUAUUUCAAUAAACAAGUUUUGGUUCCAGUCGGUCGCGCCAAUUUCUAGCGCGACCUCUCUUCCUGCUUGUCUCUGCGUGCCUUUCGGUGGCCCGUGGCUGCUUCUUCCGCGGGGGCUCAUCUCUCUCCUGGUCGCUCUCGUCGUCUUCGUUGUCGGUUGUUUACUCUCCUACUUCUGCCAUGAUUGCCCCUCCUUCUCCCCUUUUAUGGUGCAGCAGAAGAUGCAGGGAUUGAGAGCAGGUGUGUCGUUUACGCACCUGACUCGGAUUGCUGCAGCGCCGUUCCAAGUGCGCAGUGCCUCUCCGCCAUCUCGGGUAGGACCGCUGUCUGUCCUAUCCUGCCGUUGGCUCGUCAGCUCCGUCUCUCUACAGUUUUUUUCCUAUGUCAGUGAACCGGAAGUAAAAUAGACACAGAUGGAGAAGCGGGAGUAUGCGGGAGCCUACCCAUCAUCUGUGCUCUGUUGUGGGACCAUAAUACGAUUUGAUGUCGUUAUACGAUAAGCUAAUACUAAAAAUAGAAAUCAAUAAACUUCUCCUGCGGACGAUGGGUAGGCUCCUCUAUCGCUUUGUCUGUUUCACCUCUGGUUCACCAUCGCUGUGUCUCUUAUACUUCUGGUUCAAUGACUUAGGAAAAAAAACUUUUGCGAGAUCUCUCAAAACAUUUUUUUCCCUUAGGGGCUCCGUCCAUAAUAAAACACUUAAGUGCAAAUGGGGAAAUAGGGCUGUAAACUUGUACAGCAUGUACCAUUACAGUCCUAAUUGAUGAUAAAUAGAAGUACAGUACAUAUAUAAAAUAAUGUCACUUAAUUCUGUUUUCAAAUAUAUUUUUGUUUUUAGCAUGCCUGUUUUAACAUCUACUGUACAGCUAUACUAUGAAGAUUUGGUUUCAUGCAGAUUUAUACCCUCAUUUAUUUUCAAAUUCAACAAGAAAUCUAAGCUAUUAAACAACUGCUCUAAUUCUUCUUUCUUCAAUUAAAACAAUGAUUUCAAUGAUUUCUUUGAAUUGCUACAAUGUCUUAUGUCACUUAACAUGGCCAGCUUUCACAAAUUCUGUGUUGGACAUUGCUUUGGAAAAGAACCUGCAUUAUACAUUUUUAAUAAAAAUAUAAUAAUCACAUGUACACAGAUCUUUAUGAACUGGAAAUUGAUAUGAAAGAAAAUGUGGUUUUGGAAGUUUGUUCGUAAGUAAAGUACAUUUUACAGCAGGGGUGAAAAACUAAUUUUAGAUCGGGGUCCAUAUGGAGAAAAAUAUAAUCCCAAGUGGGCCGGACUGGUAAAAUCACGGCAUGAUGACUUAAAAAUAAAGAUACCUUCAGAUUGUUUUCUUUGUUUAAAAAUAGAACAAGCACAUUCUGAAAAUGUACAACACCUAAUGUUAUUGGUUUUGUUUUACAUUUGUAGCCUUGUGGUCAGAGUGUCCGCCUUGAGAUUGGUAGGUUGUGACUUUAAACCCGGCCCGGUCAUACCAAAGACUAUAAAAAUGGGACCUAUUACUUCCUUGCUUGGCACUCAGCAUCAAGGAUUGGAGUUGGAGGUUGAAUCAGAUUACAACAAAUAAUAUCAGAAUGUUAUUUAUGUAGUAAUUUAUUUAUGAUGUAUGCGGCAGUACUAUACUAAAACCGGUGUACCGUACAACCCUAAUCCGUUCUGAAUCCAAUCAUCACCCCAGUAAUUGGAAUUGGGGCGGAUCGAAUCGUUAGGUGCUCAAAGAUUUACAACCCUAAUAAAAAAAAGUGUAUUAAAAACACUGUGUGAUUAUAGUUAAUGCUUAAUUUUGAGGUAGUAGGUGUGGACAAACAGCUCUUUAGUAUUAAAGCUACAGAGUACAGACAAAAGCAUUGGCGCCGAUUUACAUUACUGCCAGUGGGUGCUCGGUGUGGGUGCUCGGUGUGUGUGUAUUAGUGUUCUCUUGAUACCAAUAUUUUGGUACAGGUACCAAAAGAUUUUUGGUAAUUUUCAGUACUUUUCUAAAUAAAAGGGACCACAAAAUGUCAUGACCUGUGGUCUAGAUCAUGUUUUGUUUAGUUAUGUUCUGUUAGUUUUGGACUCCAUUAGUUCCUGUUUUUGUGCACC